AUGAUUGAAAUGCAAAGGCGAAUCUAUUCAAACUGGAUUGAACAGCAGAAGAAAUUUUUUGGAGCCAAUGACGAGGAGCAGAAACGAGCCCAAAUUCAACUCAUCCAACAACAGAUACAGCGAGAUUACGCCAAACUGGCGCAAUCACUGAAACAGGAGCUUAUCAAUGGACUAAACAAUAGCGUCGAUAAGAUUAUUGCCGAAUUUAUAGCAGCGGAAGCGGCGGCCAGUGCACAGCGUACGUCAGCAGCAUUGGCGGAGCAGCAGCGUGAACAGGCAGCGGCUGCAGCGGUCACCCGUAAUCCGUUCCUCUUCCAUCCGUUGUACCAUUCAUUUAACGGUCAGUCCACGCCGUUUCCGAAUCCAUUCAUGCAGAACACGCUACCACCACCCCCUCCAGCACCACCUCAUCAUCAUUCCGGUAUAUUUCCAUCCGCUUCUGCACCACACAGCACUUUUAAUCCAUUUGUUCCACACCUUAAAGCUGCAUCACCGGCCACACCAACAAUGCGCAAAACGGAUGAUUUAAGUCCGUUUGUGCCGCGGAAGAAGCGAUCAAAGGUAACUGAUUGCACCAGGGUCAGCAAAGUGCAAACAGCAUCCGCCAGCAAUCGCGAAACAUCAUCAUUACCUGAUAGUGCCCGAUCAUCGCCUCAGGUUAUUCUUCUCCCCUCCAAUAUGAGCCUUUUUAGCUGGAAAUUCGAAUUUUCAAAUUUUUGA
Messenger RNA from Gongylonema pulchrum, 720 nucleotides. The record is from the annotation of a GenBank genome assembly. NCBI's taxonomy places the organism in Eukaryota, Metazoa, Nematoda, Chromadorea, Rhabditida, Gongylonematidae.